AUAGUAGCAAGUGGCAUUCGUUAUUUAGUUGUUGUCGAAUCCAUUCAUCAACACAGUUGACUUCGAAACACUGUUUUGCCUUCCCAUCUCAUCUCCGCCGUUUGCAUUUCAGACAACUAUGGCCGAAUCAUUUAUCUUCAGCAUUGCAGAGUCACUCAUAGCAAAGCUUGCUUCUCGUACUUUUCAAGAAGCUUCUCGAUUGGUGGGUUUAUACGACGAUCUUCAAGACCUUACCAACACUCUCUCUUUAGUCAAGGAUGUGCUGUUAGAUGCUCAGCAAAAGCAGGAACACAACCAUGAGCUCCGUCGAUGGCUCUCUCAACUCAAAACUGUCUUCUCCGAUGCCGAAGAUGUUUUGGAUGAAUUUGAGUGCCAAACACUGCGAAAGAAAGUGGUCAAAGCUCAUGGUAGCACCAAAGACAAGGUAAGUCACUUCUUCUCAAGUUCUAAUCCACUUGUUUUUCGUUACAAAAUGGCUCAACAAAUUAAAGAUAUCAACAACAGACUAGACAAGGUUGCAGCUAAUAAGCAUAAGUUUAGUCUUCAAACGAGUGAUGUUGACACACGUGUUGUUCAUCGGAGAGAUAUGACACACUCUCGUGUGACUGAUUCAGAUGUGAUAGGAAGGAAACACGAUAAAGAAAAGAUCAUAGAGCUUUUGAUGCAGCAGAAUCCUGAUGAUGAUGAUGAUACAAGUCUCUCUGUUAUCCCCAUUGUGGGGAUUGGAGGCUUGGGAAAAACUACACUUGCAAAGUUUGUGUUCAAUGAUAAGAAGAUCCAGGAGUGCUUUCCAUUGAAGAUGUGGGUGUGUGUUUCUGAUGACUUUGACAUUAAACAACUGAUUAUCAAAAUCAUCAAUUCCGUGAAUGAUUCAGAAUCUGCUCAUGCUCCUAUUCACCAAAUGAAUUUGAACAUGUUAGAUCUGGAACAACUGCAAAAUCAACUGAAAAACAAACUUUCCGGUCAAAAGUUCUUACUCGUAUUGGACGACGUAUGGAACGAAGACCGUGUUAAAUGGUAUGAGUUGAGGAACUUAAUCCAAGUAACUGCAGGAAGUAAAAUCCUUGUGACUACACGAAGUCAUUCAAUUGCUUCCAUGAUGGGCACAAUUCCCUCUCAUAUUUUAGAAGGUCUUUCUGAGGAGGAUUCAAUAUCUGUGUUAGUCAAAUGGGCAUUUAAAGAAGGAGAAGAGCAAAAAUAUCCUCACUUAGUAAAUAUUGGGAGAGAAAUUGUGAAAAAAUGCGGAGGGGUUCCUUUGGCAGUGAGAACAUUAGGCAGUUUACUAUUCUCAAAAUUUGAGGCCAAUGAAUGGGAAUAUGUGAGUCAAAAUGAAAUCUGGAAUUUGCCUCAGAAAAAGGAUGACAUUUUACCUGCCCUUAAAUUGAGUUAUGAUCUCAUGCCCUCCUAUUUGAGGCAAUGUUUUGCAUUGUUUUCCCUUUACCCAAAAGAUUAUGAAUAUACUAGUUAUGAAAUAAUUUGGCUUUGGAGGGCACUUGGACUCAUCGCAUUACCAAAAACGGAUAGAACACGUGAGGAUGUAGCCAAUCAGUAUUUGCAUGAACUUCUGUCAAGAUCCUUUCUUCAAGAUUUUCAAAACUUCGGCACUGUGUAUAGAUUCAGAAUACAUGAUCUGGUGCAUGAUCUCGCCCUAUUUGUUGCUAUGGACGAGUGUCUACAUAUCAAUUCCAACAUUCAAAAUAUUCCUGAUAAUAUUCGGCAUCUGUCUUUUGCCGAAAGUGGUUUGUUUAGCAAUUUAGUCACCAAAAAAUCAGCAGCUGUGAGAACCGUCCUGUUUCCAAAUGAGGUAGCAGCUGCCAACGGUAAAGCUAUACUAAAGACGUGUCUGGAAAAGUUCAAAUGUUUACGUGUUUUGGAUUUAAGUGGUGCAACAUUUGAGACUUUGCCUCGUAGAAUUGGCAAGUUGAAACAUCUGAGAUAUCUGGACAUUAGCAAAAAUCCCAACAUUAAGAGACUCCCCGACUCUAUCUGCAAGCUCCAAAGUUUGCUAGUGUUGAGCCUUGAAGGAUGCGUGGAGCUGGAAGCAUUGCCCAAAGGAUUAAAAAAACUUAUCAGUCUCUAUUGUUUUGAGUUUUCCACAGAGCAAACUGUUUUGCCUAUGAAUGAAAUUGCCAACUUGGGGUCGCUUGAAGUCUUGAGUAUUGGAUCAUGCCAUAAUGUGGAAUCCAUAUUUGGAGGGAUGAAAUUCCCUACUCUUAAAACAUUGUUCGUUUAUGACUGUCAGAGUCUUAAGUCUCUGCUGCUGGAGGGUAAAAAUUUUCCUCAAUUGAAAACAUUGAUUAUUGAUGGAUGCAGUAAUUUGGAUUUGGAACUGUGGAAGGGAGAUCAUGAAGAACAAAGCCCCAAGCUGAAGUUAAAAUUUGUUCUAUUUUCAACUUUGUCACAACUGGUGACCUUACCUAAAUGGUUUCAGGAAGCUGCCAACUCCUUACAGUGUUUGCUUGUUUACGAUUGCCACAAUUUUGAAUCAUUUCCAGACUGGCUGCCAGUUCUGACUGAUUUGAAAACUCUUGAAAUAAGGAAUUGUCCAAAGUUGGUAUCGCUCCCGGAUAACAUCCAUCUCUUCAGCGCCCUUGAAAGUUUGAGGAUUGAAGGUUGUGCAGCUGACUUAUGUAGAAAGUAUGAGUCACAUGUUGGAGAGUUUUGGCCCAAAAUAUCACACAUCAGCAAUAUUUUCAUUGAUGAAGCAGAAGAUUUAGACGAAGAGUAAGACUUUGUAAGAAGUCCCUUGUUUUUUUAUUUAUUCUUUUAUUACUAAAGUGUUUUCCAUAAUGUUGAUUUCUUUUUAUGGUUUUCCAUUUUGUCUUUGUGAAAAUUAAUUGCAACUUUUAGUUAAGACAUUUCAAUUUAGAAGACCUACAUAAGGUGGUUGUGUAACA
Vigna umbellata (rice bean) is the source of this 2897-nucleotide messenger RNA. RefSeq names its product putative disease resistance protein RGA1. The record is from RefSeq and is a predicted model, not a curated record. Gene Ontology annotation, molecular function: ADP binding. Lineage: Eukaryota; Viridiplantae; Streptophyta; Magnoliopsida; Fabales; Fabaceae.